UCUCCCUCAGAAUCUCUGCUUUCAUUUCACCUGCUCCAUUCGAUUCUUGGUCUGUUCACUGUUGGAGCUCUGAAACAUGACGACCGACCCAAACCCUAACAAUGGCGGAAGUCGGGAGGAGGCCUCUUUGAAGGUUCCCUCCAAGGACCCCAAGAAGAAGAAGGACGAAAAGAAGGAGGAAGAUCUUUCGGACGAAGAUUUAGCCUUGAAGCAGCAAUUGGAGCUCUAUGUUGAGAGAGUUCACGAUCCUGACCCAGGCUUGCAGAAAGUCGCCCUCGAGAGUAUGAGGCAAGAGAUACGAACCUCAACAAGUUCCAUGACUUCAGUUCCGAAGCCACUGAAGUUUCUUCGUCCUCAUUAUGGAACUUUAAAAGCAUAUUACGAUAUAAUGGCGGAUUCCCCUGAAAAAAAAUACCUAGCCGACAUACUUUCAGUUUUAGCGUUGACUAUGUCGGCAGAAGGAGAACGGGACAGCCUAAAGUACAGGUUAUUAGGUUCAGAUGGAGACAUUGGGUCAUGGGGUCAUGAGUAUGUGAGGAACCUUGCUGGAGAAAUAGCACUGGAGUAUGCAAAGAGACAGAUGGAGGAUGCCUCAAUAGAUGAUCUGAUGGAACUUGUAACGCAAAUUGUUGCUUUCCAUUUGAAGCACAAUGCCGAACCUGAAGCUGUGGAUCUGCUGAUGGAGGUAGAAGACCUCGAUACGUUAGUUGAACAAGUUGAUGCUACAAACUACAAAAGGACAUGCUUGUACCUCACCAGUUCUGCUAGCUAUCUUCCUGGACCAGAUGAUAUAUUAGUGCUCGAUAUAGCAUAUGUGAUUUAUUUAAAGUUCGAAGAGUACCCGAGUGCACUUCGAAUUGCACUUUUCCUUGAUAACAUGCAGUAUGUGAAGCAGUUGUUUACAUCUUGUGAUAAUCUACUCCAAAGAAAACAGUUCUGUUACAUUAUUGGUCGACACGGUGUUCCUUUCGGAUUUGAUAUGGAGAUAACUGAAGACGAUGAUGAGAGGGAGGCAUUGGAAGAAAUCGUUUAUAACACCAAGUUAAGUGAAGGUUAUCUUACGCUUGCCCGUGAUAUAGAGGUCAUGGAGCCAAAAUCUCCGGAAGAUAUCUAUAAGGUGCACUUGAUUGAUGGCCGGGCAAGUGCUGGUGCAAGUGUUGACUCUGCUAGGCAGAACUUAGCAGCUACAUUUGUCAAUGCAUUUGUCAAUGCUGGGUUUGGCCAGGAUAAGUUGAUGACUGUCCCUUCAGAGUCUUCUAGUGGUGGUUCUACUGGCAGCUGGCUAUUCAAGAAUAAGGAACAUGGGAAGGCCAGUGCUGCUGCGAGCCUGGGUAUGAUUCUGUUGUGGGAUGUCGAUUCUGGCCUCGCACAGAUUGACAAGUAUUUUCACAGCAACGACAAUCAUGUCAUUGCUGGUGCAUUAUUGGGAGUUGGCAUUGUCAACUGUGGUAUCAAGAAUGACUGUGACCCUGCAUUGGCGCUUCUAGGUGAUUAUAUCGGAAAAGAAGAUUCAACUGUUCGAAUUGGUGCCAUUAUGGGCCUUGGCCUCGCUUAUGCAGGAACCGAGAAUGAGCAGGUAUGGAAGAAACUAUCUCCGAUAUUGGGAGAUUCAAAAGCUCCUCUUGAUGUGAUUGCCUUUACGACAAUCUCAUUGGGCUUGGUAUAUGUGGGCUCAUGUAAUGAGGAUGUUGCCCAGGCCAUCGUCUUUGCCUUGAUGGAUCGGAGUGAGUCAGAAUUGGGUGAGCCUCUAACCCGGCUUCUGCCUCUAGGCCUUGGUCUUCUUUACCUUGGGAAGCAGGAAAGUGUUGAGGCUACUACUGAAGUCUCCAAAACUUUUAAUCACAAAAUUAGAAAAUAUUGUGAUAUGACGCUGCUAUCUUGUGCUUAUGCUGGGACGGGAAAUGUGCUCAAGGUUCAGCAUCUUCUGGGGCAUUGUGCUCAACAUCUUGACAAGGGUGAGAUGCACCAGGGACCUGCUGUUCUUGGGAUUGCUAUGGUAGCAAUGGCUGAAGAGCUGGGUCUUGAGAUGGCUAUACGAUCAUUAGAGCAUUUGCUGCAGUAUGGAGAGCAGAAUAUCCGAAGGGCAGUUCCUUUGGCUCUUGGCCUCCUCUGCAUUUCCAACCCAAAGGUCAAUGUUAUGGACACGUUAAGCAGACUCAGCCAUGAUACAGAUUCAGAAGUAGCUAUGGCUGCCAUCAUCUCCUUAGGUUUGAUAGGUGCAGGCACCAACAAUGCUCGAAUAGCUGGCAUGCUUCGGAAUCUUUCAAGCUAUUAUUACAAAGAAGCCAGUCUCCUUUUCUGUGUCCGAAUAGCUCAAGGUCUUGUUCAUCUGGGGAAGGGUUUGCUAACUCUGUCUCCAUUCCAUUCUGAGAGGUUCCUGUUGUCUCCGACAGCACUAGCGGGAUUAAUUAUCUUGUUGCAUGCGUGUCUGGACAUGAAAUCAAUCAUCCUAGGAAAAUAUCAUUAUGUUCUUUACUUCCUUGUAUUGGCGAUGCAGCCUCGAAUGUUGUUGACUGUGGAUGAGAACCUGAAACCUUUGUCGGUGCCUGUGCGGGUAGGUCAAGCAGUAGAUGUGGUUGGCCAGGCUGGUCGGCCCAAGACCAUAACUGGAUUCCAAACACACUCAACCCCAGUUCUGUUGGCUGCCGGUGAUAGAGCUGAACUAGCGACCGAGAAAUACAUUCCACUUUCGCCCAUUCUGGAGGGCUUCGUCAUCUUGAGAGAAAACCCGGAAUACCAAGAGGAUCGCUAGGCUUGAUUGUGUAGCAACUUGAAGAUGACAAAAUUCCUUGGGGCCUAGUGUAUGUCCGAAUUUGUGGACUGGCCUGGCGUCAUGCAUGAUUCUGAUAUAGGGAAGUGACUGUUGCCUCGUGACAAGGGAAAUCACCUAUGGAAGAAGUUUUCUGCUAUCAUUUAUUGAACUAGGGGAUGAAAAAAGUGUGGUCUUCCUGUGUAAAGUGUUCUUUAUUUGGUUUAUGCCUGGAAAUAUCUGUUUUUCUUGAAAGGGAAGGAAGAAAAGGGGGAGGUGCAGGGGAAGAGAAUUGGUUGUAUCUAAGACAAUAGCUUUGAGGUAUAUGCAAUGUCUAUUUUUCUGUUCCCACUAACUGUUUGAUUGAAUUGUUAAAUGUCUCGCUGAUGAAAAUUUUCCCUCUCCAGAGGUCUUAGAAAGUUUCCCUGCUGGGUUUCCCAGUUGAACAUCUCGUCUACAUGGAUUUAUUU
Molecule: messenger RNA, 3219 nt
Organism: Telopea speciosissima
Lineage: Eukaryota; Viridiplantae; Streptophyta; Magnoliopsida; Proteales; Proteaceae
Product: 26S proteasome non-ATPase regulatory subunit 2 homolog A-like
Exons: 25
Coding region: 77-2752 (891 amino acids)
Biological process (GO): proteasome-mediated ubiquitin-dependent protein catabolic process; regulation of protein catabolic process
Cellular component (GO): proteasome storage granule; proteasome complex; nucleus
Molecular function (GO): enzyme regulator activity
Source: RefSeq, a predicted model, not a curated record